AUGCAAACUCUAAAGUGUGUUGUUGUAGGAGAUGGUGCUGUGGGUAAAACGUGUCUUUUGAUAUCUUACACAACGAAUCAGUUCCCAGCAGAUUAUGUACCAACGGUUUUUGAUAACUAUGCUGUUACUGUUAUGAUCGGUGAUGAGCCAUAUACAUUAGGUCUAUUUGAUACUGCAGGUCAAGAAGAUUACGAUAGGCUGAGACCACUUUCUUAUCCAUCAACCGACGUAUUUUUAGUAUGUUUCAGCGUUAUAUCCCCUCCAUCAUUCGAAAACGUUAAGGAGAAAUGGUUCCCAGAAGUGCAUCACCAUUGUCCAGGAGUUCCAUGUUUAAUCGUUGGUACGCAGGUAGAUCUUAGGGACGAUAAAGUAAUUAUUGAAAAAUUACAGAGGCAAAGAUUGCGUCCAAUUUCACAGGCAGAAGGUGAAAGACUUUCAAGAGAAUUGAGAGCUGUUAAGUAUGUUGAAUGUUCUGCCUUGACUCAACGUGGAUUGAAAAACGUUUUUGAUGAGGCCAUUGUGGCCGCAUUGGAACCACCGGUAAUUAAGAAAUCCAAAAAAUGUACUAUUUUGUAG
Messenger RNA from Zygosaccharomyces rouxii, 576 nucleotides. It is a transcript of the gene CDC42, whose product is annotated as Rho family GTPase CDC42. Gene Ontology annotation, molecular function: GTP binding; GTPase activity. Lineage: Eukaryota; Fungi; Ascomycota; Saccharomycetes; Saccharomycetales; Saccharomycetaceae. Gene Ontology annotation, biological process: small GTPase-mediated signal transduction. The transcript has a single exon. The coding region runs from base 1 to 576 and encodes 191 amino acids. The record is from RefSeq and is a predicted model, not a curated record.